GGUUUCUCCUCCCCCUCUCUCCAUUGGAAUGGUUGUUCCUUCAGACUACCUACUGUGCCAUGUUGGAUGGAUGUAACGUUAUCGAUGUUGCAGCUGGAGUUACGAAUGAAAGUUUAGAUUUUGCCCUCUGCAGAGAUUGGGGUUCCCACGGAUUCUUCGAGGACCCUGGGGCAUGGUGACGUUAUUCAACAACCGGGAUCCAAAAAUAUUUCAUUUUGCAGGCCUCUAGCUACCUUAGAAACAACGUAAUAAGACGAUGCAGUUGCAGGCCAUGGCGACCAAAGGGUGCAUGAAUUGUUUGUAAUAUUCAAGAGUAAAACAGUUAACUUUGUUUAUCUGGAAAUUAUUUGGGAACAUGAAUAGCCAUCCUCCGCAACGCCGGGUUGGAAAUAUUGGCUCCAUACUCCUCACCCCGCAAGAGAACGAAUGUCUCUUCAACUACCUGGGAAGGAAAUGCAUUACCCUGUGCACAGCGGUGGUCCAGGUGUAUGGGGCAGACAGGAGCUCGUCCUGGGUGAAGAGGUGCUGCGGAGUGGCCUGUCUGAUCAAGGAUAACCCUCUGAGGUCCUACUUCAUCAGGGUCUUUGACAUCAAGGAAGGGAAAACCAUGUUUGAACAGGAGCUCUACAAUAACUUCUCAAUCAACAGCUCGAGGUCCUAUUUCAUUUCGUUUUCAGGAGAUAACUGCCAGGUAGGCCUGAACUUCGCUAGCGAGGAAGAGGCCAAGCGAUUUAGAGCCGCACUGAAAGACCUACUCAGCAGACGGCAACGUAAAACGGAGAAAAGACGUGACCCUGCAAAUGGCCCAGCUCUCCCUAUGGCCACUGUGGACAUCAAGAACCCGGAGAUCAACAAUAUGCGCUUCCACAACUCCCACCAUCAUCAACACCACCAGCAGCAGCAUCAGCCACACCACGUCAACAACAUGCUGCACAGCAGCUUCAGCAAGAAGGAGAAGAAAGUCAAGGGCAAGAGAAAGAAGCUCACCAAGGCUGACAUAGGCACCCCCAGCAACUUCCAGCACAUCGGCCAUGUGGGCUGGGACCCAAACACAGGCUUCGAUUUGAAUAACCUGGACCCGGAGCUAAAGAACCUGUUUGACAUGUGUGGCAUCUCAGAGGCCCAGCUGAAGGACAAGGAGACCUCCAAGGUCAUCUAUGACUUCAUCGAAAAGAAAGGAGGGGUGGAGGCCGUCAAGAACGAGCUCCGUAGGCAAGCCCCACCACCACCUCCGUCUCGGGGUGGCCCACCUCCUCCUCCCCCACCCCACAGCUCGGGCCCAGCUCCUCCCCCACCACCACCACCCCCAUCGCGAGGUGGCCGGGGUGCCCCGCCACCACCUCCACCCUCUCGGGCCCCCACCUCUGCCCCUCCCCCUCCCCCUCCAGGCCUGGUGCCCUAGGAGCCCCCUCCUCCCCCGCCCCAACAGAGGGGGCCACGGCCACCACCACUACCAGCCACCGCCUCCACCCUCACAUGCCCCCAGGCCCCACCGCCACCUCCCCCACCAGCAGCACCACCCUCCGGUGGCGGGGGAGCCCCUCCUCCACCUCCUCCACCACCACCCCCACCUGGACCCCCGCCCCCUCCAGAGCUGGACGGUUGUGUGGAGUCGCCCCACUCACCCCCGGGCUCGGGGGGUAAGUCAGCCCUGCUAGAGCAGAUCCGUGGGGGCACCCAGCUGAAGAAGGUGGAGCCACCGGCCUCCAAGCCACCGGCCACCACCGUAGGGCGCGACGCCCUGCUCGACCAGAUACGGCAGGGCAUCCAGCUAAAAACCGUACCAGACGGCCCUGAAUCGGGCUCCCCUACACCGGCCCCCUCGGCAGGCAUCGUGGGGGCACUUAUGGAAGUCAUGCAGAAGAGGAGCAAAGCCAUCCACUCCUCAGAUGAAGAUGAGGAUGAUGAUGACGAAGAGGAUUUUGAAGAUGAUGACGAAUGGGAUGACUAGUAAAGUUUCUCGUCCUCCUCCCCAACACAACUGACACUAAACUGAUCCUAAAAUCUUCCAAAAACGGACUAAAAUUGAGAAUGUUCAAUGAUUUUGCUUUAUUUAUUGUUGCCUUUUUUGCUUUUAUUAACCUGUGCAAUACCUUGUUCAUUUAAUCUGUAAAGUGUUGUCACAUACCCUCUGUAGAGUAUCUCUGGUAACACUUUCCUGCGACUCUGUCAUAGAAUGCUCACAUCACCGUUAAAAGCAUGAUAUACAAAUCUUAUAAGCUGUCAUAACUGUUCAUGAUAAUACGCUGACUUGCUCAGGCUGACCACCACUGCAUGUGACGCUGCCAGAUUGCAUGUCGUACGCUAAUACAAGGCGUUAUAAAUCACCAAUGACACCUGGCGUCUGUUUAGGAGGGUGCAAUGUCACGGAACGUCCAGAGAUAGAAACGUAUUGUGUAGAAUAGAUAUGAUUCUCGGUUCUCGAGUAGUUCUUAUUCACUUACAGUAUCAGUUAACAUUAUAUUUCCAUCUGCAACGUUCUGAACACUUAGCUCUAUGGAAUAACACACUGCUGCUAUGUCAUGGUUAUGACAGCCUAAAGACAGCAGGUUCAAGUAGUACGGUAUCUGAUGGAUUAACAGUGUGCAAUUCUAGUUAGGAUAUAUUUGUUUGGUGUGUUACUUUAAAUGUUCUGUUCCCCUGUCCGUAAAGAAAGGGAGAAAGAGAUAUAUUCACACACACACACACACACACACACGUAACAAACGAAAGAGGUCAUUGUUGUGUCGUUAUUGUUGUUAAUGCAAGAUAACACUAUUUUCUUACCCUACUUUUCUGUACCUUCGAUUUUCUUAAUGAGAUCCUAGUUUAGCACAGUUAUUUUUUCAUAUGGAGGCCACUUAUUAGAAUUUUAAGCCCAAAUUGACUGGUGUAAAUGUGUUCAAUGCUUCGUUCAAAGCUGUUAUAUCUUGGCACAAUUUCAAAAUUGAAUUUACUAUAAGA
Messenger RNA from Oncorhynchus tshawytscha (Chinook salmon), 2943 nucleotides. RefSeq names its product WASP like actin nucleation promoting factor a (gene wasla). Gene Ontology annotation, molecular function: microtubule binding; actin binding. Gene Ontology annotation, cellular component: nucleus; endoplasmic reticulum membrane; cytoplasm. Gene Ontology annotation, biological process: actin filament organization. NCBI's taxonomy places the organism in Eukaryota, Metazoa, Chordata, Actinopteri, Salmoniformes, Salmonidae. The record is from RefSeq and is a predicted model, not a curated record.